Molecule: messenger RNA, 2206 nt
Organism: Oryzias melastigma (Indian medaka)
Lineage: Eukaryota; Metazoa; Chordata; Actinopteri; Beloniformes; Adrianichthyidae
Product: E3 SUMO-protein ligase CBX4
Exons: 5
Coding region: 274-1821 (515 amino acids)
Biological process (GO): negative regulation of DNA-templated transcription
Source: RefSeq, a predicted model, not a curated record
AGAGCCAGCCCCGCCCCCGAGACCUCCCCCUUCGUACGACGUCACACCGACGGUUAUUUGCAUGAAGUGUUUUCUGGCUGCAGCUCCAACUCGCUUUGCUGAGCGACUCCGUCAAAAGGGGAGCAGCGAGAGGAGCAGCGGGGACGUCGCGAGGUGGAGGGCUCGAGUUUCUGCAGCGGAGGAGGAGGAGGAGGCAGAACGGAGGACACGACGGGAGCCGAGCUGGAGUAACAGAUAAAUACAAAUAAAUAAAUACACACAGGGGAGGAAAAAAUGGAGCUACCCGCCGCGGGAGAGCACGUCUUUGCGGUGGAGAGCAUCGAGAAGAAGCGCAGCAGGAAGGGGAGGGUCGAGUACCUGGUCAAGUGGAGAGGAUGGUCCCCGAGAUACAACACAUGGGAACCAGAGGAAAACAUCCUGGAUCCAAGGCUGCUGGAUGCUUUCCAGGACCGGGAACGUCAGGAGCAGCUGAUGGGAUACCGCAAGAGGGGCCCCAAACCCAAACACCUCCUGCUGCAGGUCCCGUCUUUUGCCAGGAGGUCCAACGUCCUGGCGGACCUUCAUGAGGCGUCCCUGGAGGACGACGGUCGUCAGAAGUCCGGCCCCAUCCAGACGCUCCUCCCCCCGGCGCAGCAGCAGUACCAGCUCAACAGCAAGAAGCACCACCACCAGUACCAGCCGCUGUGCCGGGAGGCAGAGCAGCAGACCAACGGCAAGAAGUUCUACUACCAGCUCAACAGCAAGAAGCACCACCACUACCAGCCGGACCUGAAGAUCCACGAGCCGGUGUUCGCCAAGCCGCUGGAGGUCAAAGCUCCAGAGCUGACCAGCAAGGGGUACAACCUGCCCCCCGUGCUGCAGCAGAAGUGGGUCCGGGACAAAGACUCUGGCUGUCUGACCAAAGUGAAGGAUAUAACCAUGGAGCUGAAGAAACUUCCCGCCGACCUCAACGGACACAAGGAGUCGGAAAAGGUGAAGUCGAAGGACGAGUCUUCGCCAAACGGCGGCGGCAAGCUGAAGAUCGUCAAGAACAAAAACAAGAACGGCCGCAUCGUCAUCGUCAUGAGCAAGUACAUGGAGAACGGCAUGCAGACGGCGAAGAUCAAAAACGGGGACUGUGAGGGGGCCGGGAAGCCGGCGGAGGGGCUGGAGGGGGGGAUGGAGAAGCACCUGGAGAAGAUGAAGCUCGUCAAGAAGCUGGGCCUCAUGAACGGGUUCCCAAAACAGCCCAAAGACAAACCCGUGGUCCUCUGCUCGGGAUUCAAACCACAGAGCCCCAAAGAAAAGGAGCCGUCUGCUCAAAUCCAGCUCGCCCUGACGGAGCAGGAUAAGCCUGAUGGGGUCAGAGGUCAGGAGGAGCUUCCACGGGAUCAUCCUUUACAACUGACAGGCAAGCCUAAUCUGCUCGCCCUGCCUGUGGAAGGGACAGCCCCCUCCUCGCCGCUGGACACGAGGGGAAGCUGUCACCUAAAGCGACACCUCUCCGACGCCGAUAAGGACGACCACAGCUCCGCCAAGCGCUUCCUCACCUGCCGGAGCAUCAGCACUCCCUGCGCCGCCUCUUCCCCGGACCGGACCUACGCAGACCAGGAGGAACCCAUCGACUUGAGGAUCGUCAAGUCCAGGCCUUCGGCCGACGGCCGGACAGAAACUCCGACUCAACCCGACUCCACUCCGGAGAAGGCCGAGUCGGAGCCUGAGCACGAACCCAAAAAGGAGGACGCGUUCCCGUCGUUCCAGCCGUUCCUGGGGAAUAUAAUCAUCACGGACAUCACGGCCAACUGCCUGACCGUCACGUUCAAGGAAUACGUCACGACAUAGCAGAGAAUAUCUCUAUAUUUGUAUUCUUCAAUGCUUGAAUGUACAAAUAAACUCUUGAUGUUUUCAGUUUUGUACAGUUCAGAUUUUCAUAUUUCUACCUAAAAGUUCCUCCUGUACUUCAUCUUUAAACUUUAAAGAAAGUUGCACUUAACUUUUUGUAAAUAAAAGGAGGAAGCUUCCUGUGAGUGAGCAUGUUUAGGAGGAUGUUGGAUAAGCAGUAAAAUGUUUUCACGAAAGAUUUGUUGAUUGCUGCUGUCCUCCUCUCUGUGGUUCAGGAAAGUGUAAAGUUCACCACGUCGGCUGCAAUAGAUGCUUAAUGUCCUAAAGGCUUCGCGUCUGUUACGAAAGCGAACCCUUUUGCAACAUUAAAACGCUUGGCAAAUGA